CGUAACAACAUCAUGGCGACCCUCUGUAGAGUGCGACACCGGUGGAAGAGGAUAAAAUGUGCACACGUUUUGACGAGGAGCUUGACAGGUGACAUUUUAAUGUUUUUAUAGUGUAUUUAAAUGUGAAGAACAGGACUGGGUUAGUUAUUUAGAGAGAAAUGUUUCUGUUAGGUCUCAAAUAGCUUAAAACCAGCUGCUCUGACUGUGAUGCUGUCACUUCAUCCUCUUAAUCACUGAAAUAAACAUUAACAUAAGGUCCCAGAUAAACGGAUUAUGUCAGGAGACAACAUUUAAAAACAAUAUUUACUCUGCAUAGUAUUUCCUCUGUAAAAUUACAAUUAGAGCCACAGAUACGCUAAAUUUACCCAUAUCAGUGUCCUGGGGUGACCUCUGACAUAAUUACAUUUAAGUUUACAUCACUUUUUGAAUUAGGGGAGGGUGGGGUAAGAUGAGCCAUUUUUCAUAUUUCAGAUCACUACAUCAAGGCAAUCAUCGUUUUGUCUCUAACUAGUGUAUCUGCAUAUAUGUCAAGAUGUUGUUCAUCCCUCCAACCCAACAGAAUUAGUGUAAACAAAACUGUCUUGAUAAUAUAGCAUGCCAAAAAAAGUGGUCUCCUAUGGUCAACUUACCCCCGUGUAUGGGGUAAGUUGACCAUAGGAGCGGGGUACUCUCCACCCCAGCCCUCCCCCACCUUCUCUCUCCCUAAAUAACAGUCACCUCUUCACAUUUAUGUUUAUUUUUAUUUAUUAUACGCUAUUGAGCUGGUACAAUAAUUAUUUUUUUUAUAUAACUGCUAAAAAGCUGUUUUGUAAAAAUCCAUUUUAACAUGAGAAUGUCUUUCAGUGAUUCAGAACAUUCACAGCUGUAUUUGGUGGACUUUUAUGUUAGGUUUUUGACUUCAUGUUGUAGCUCAUAGAUACCACAAUUGAUGUGAAACAAAUUUAAAAUGAUCUUUUUUUUUGGUUUGAAAACAAUUCUAAUAAAACUUAUAACAGACUAAAUUCACUUUCAAGAGUGAAAAAUGUUUUGUUGUUUUUUUUGUAAAUGAAUGUCUAACCCCUUCACCCAUGUGCUUCUAACCUUCACAGACUCCAUGAAUCGAUGCUCAUCUCCUAAAUAUUUGGUCACAUGAUCAAUUUUCUUUUACCAUUUCGAAGCAACAGGGGGUGGCUCAACUUACCCUUUGGCUCAACUUACCCCACUCUCCCCUAUAUGUUAUGUUAUUCAACCGUGACACCACAGAUGUCAGAUGUCAGCACACUGCACAAAAAUCAUCUGUGUGAAGUCCUCUGUGUGAAAAACUGUGUGCUAUUCUUUAACAGGGAAGUUUGAUUAUGACCUGGUGGUGAUUGGCGGUGGGUCAGGAGGCCUUGCUUGCUCUAAAGAAGGUGAGAUCUUUGGACUUUCAAUCCCCUAAUCCUUAAAACUUGCACUCUAAUUUCCACAUCUCUAACCCACUUUAUGUUUUACCCACCUUUGCAGCGGCACAGUUUGGACAGAGAGUCGCUGUUUUAGAUUAUGUGGAGCCAUCUGCAAAAGGUAACAUACACUCUGUAAGCCUGUUGUGCCAUUUGAUUAAAAAAGAUGAUACUGUGAAUCAAUAGAUUAUGACUGAGGUCAAUUCAGUCUCUCUUAAAAUGCUUUCCCCAGGUACCAAGUGGGGCCUGGGAGGCACAUGUGUGAAUGUUGGCUGUAUCCCUAAGAAGCUGAUGCACCAGGCUGCUCUGCUCGGCACAGCUGUGAAGGAUGCCAAGAAAUACGGCUGGCAGAUCUCAGGGCCAGUCUGCCAUGAUUGGUAGAUCUUUUAAAACCUUUUCCUGUAAAUUCUUCUAAAUCAGCUUAAGUGAAAAAUACUCUUUAAUCAAUACAAACCUGGCCUUACUUCACCGAGAAGCUAAACAGCUCCACCUAGUGGAGAAAUGACAGAGUGGCAACAAGUCGAUUCAAAUACAUAUUAAAGUUACUAUAAAAGGUUAAAAAAUGAGCUUGAAUGUAAUUUCAGGCAUGUGGUUAGAAGCUUUGGGAUUUUUGUGAAUGAUAUAAAAAUAUUUCAAUGUAGCAGGACACUAACAGUAACUUUCAACAAUCAGAUGUGUUUAUAAAACAACUUCUGCUGUGUUUUCCAGGGCCACCAUGGCAGAGGCUGUCCAAAACCACGUCAGGUCUCUGAACUGGGGUCACAGAGUUCAGCUCCAGGACAAGUGAGUGGCACCAGCUUUAAUGAUAUUUCAUUAAAUGACAACUAAAUAGGCCAAAUUGCUCCUAUAUGAGGCAUAGCUUUGCUGGUUUUUAAGACCUAGGGUGGAUAUUUUUCAUGUCCAGUUGUACUGUAAACGUUAAAAUUCUGUCUUUAAUAAAUAAACUGCACUUCAUUUUUACCAAACCCAGCAUCUUUUGGGAUGAUGUAUUAUCCCAGCGUUCUGUAUCACGCCCUUAUUUAGGUAUAUUUUUGCUUGUUCGAGGAUAUUAAAUAUUGCUUUAAGCUGUUUAUUUCUGUUGUUGCACAGCUGAAGGGUGAUGAAUGAGCCAACCAUGUUUAAUAAGCAGCUGCUGGAGGGCAAACAGGUGCCAACCUGUACGUGAAUGUGCAUAAGCUCCACUUGAAGUGUUUUUAGUCCAAUGACACCAUUUGCCCAAAUGUUAGCACUUUAAUAAUAUGAUUUAAUUUCAAUUAGCAGACCGGCUGAGAGAAACUGGUAACCUCUAUGCAAAGCAGCCACUUUAAUCACUAAUCUAAUUUUUCAGGAGCAGCGUGGAUGUUGAAUGAACGCCCCAUAUUUAAUCAGUCAUAAUUAAGAUCAGUUUUCAAAAAGCAAUUAAGUGGUGUUUAAAAGUUUGCAUGUUAAAAUUUAAUGACGCUGUUGUUCGAGAAGAGAUUAGUGCAAUCGAGAGUGCGAGACCUAGUUAAUAAGAAAUAACAAUUAUUCAUGCCUUUAAUUAAUAUGGAUGCAAUUAGGUUUAAAUUGAGCUUCCAGCAAUCAAUUUCAAUUAAGUCUUUUCAAAAUAAAAGGACCACAUGGCAAAAGCAUUGUUAGCCUUAUGGGUGAUUAUUCAAUUAUACAACAAUGUCGGGUUUGAUAUAUUAUAGGAAAGUGAUAAAUAUGUACAGUUGUCUUCUACUGUAGACCAGAAACCGCAUUUCCUGUAUGUUUUUAUCACAGAGAAAAGUACUCAACAGUUUUUAUGAUUAUUUUUGGACUUUUUUUUUAUGCUCUCCACCCCAAAAGCUCAAACCAAAAUUGGUUAAAGGGCUUUCAGGUUUUCUGCACCCUGAACCUCGAUAUUUAACAGUUAUUUACCUCUGCUGUUUAAAAUUUAUUUACCUCUGCUGCAACAAAAAAACAUCCAGCUGUUUGUUCUUGGUUUUGCAGGAAGGUGAAGUAUCUGAAUAUGAAAGGCAGCCUGGUGGAUGAACACACUGUCAAAGGACUCACCAAAGCAGGGAAAGAGGUGCGCUGCAGAUCCACAUUAACCUCUGUUUAGUGGUGCUGCACUGUUUAAAAGUUUAGAAGGCUUUAUAAUACAUGUUUUGUACCCAUCUGUUAAUAUAAUGUAAUUCCACAUUGUCCACCCUUCUUGUCUUUACUGUAUUAACACUGCUUUAAUUCUACAUUCACAUUGUUCAGCAUUUCCUCCAUGAGUAACCUAGAAUUAAGUUUAUUUUCAAGCUUUUUAUUAAAAAUAUGUUUUCAAAUUUUCAAUUUGUUCAACUUUGCAAUCAAGUACAGCUCUAAUUUUGAAGUUAAGGAAAGUAUUUCCAUUGUCACUUUAAUGCCGUUUACUGUAAAGACCACUUACCAUCAUUUGACGUUUCCUUGUUUUUCGAAGGAUGUGAGCAAACGUCUCAUUUCCCCCUUAUCUCAUACAGACCAUCCUGACCGCCAAGAAUAUUGUGAUCGCCACAGGUGGACGGCCCAAAUAUCCCACAAAUGUGAGUAAAAAUGCUGUCAUCAAUUCUCCUUCCUACAUUUAUAGGAGGUUGUACAGAAAGAAUAAAUAUAUACAAGAAAAGCAGUACAGUAUAUACACAGUGGGGAAAAAAGUGUUGCAUUAAAACAUAGAGUGCAGGCAGGGAUGAAUAAAUACAUAAACGAGUAGAGCAGCUAGAGGAAAGUGCACAGUGUGUUCCUGUUUAUCUGCAGUAGUCUUGAUGUUUCUGCUCUCCAUGCCCCUGUCCUCCCCUCCUGACCCCUGCUGCAAACAAGCAGUACUGGAGCUCUGCUGAGUACAAACUGAAAAAAAGCAUGGUUGAGGACUUUUUUGCUGCAGACUUUUACAUUACAGACAGAUAAGUGGAUUGUUGAAUGAGAAGAAAUACUUCUGUUGACAGCUUUUCUUCUUUUUACAGAUUCCUGGAGCCAUCGAGUACGGUCUCACCAGUGAUGACAUCUUCUGGCUGAAAAAGUCACCUGGGAAAACGUAAGUUCCCCCCCACAACAUGUACCCACAUUAUGUUAGAAUGCAUCAGUCCUUCUUUCUUUCUUUCUUUCUUUCUGAGUAAAAUCAAAGAUGAAGCGCUUUAAUUACACAUCAGUACAGAUUAUACCAUGAUCUACAGGUAGUUUUUGUAUCAGUAUGAAUGCCUCGCUCUAGCUCACGGUGUAACCUUGCUCGCUGACACGACACGGCCCGCCGUCACGCACUGUAAUCAUUCAUCGGUGACAUGCAGUUUGUUUUUCUCCCUUCCUGUCAGCCUGUCUUCGCCUCAUGAUUCAGAUUAGCGGCGUGCAUCCUGACCUUUACAGAACAAGCCCUUUAAUCCAGCCAUUUAGCCGCUGUCAUCACCUGGUUAAUUGGUCCUUCCCUGAUGUUUCCUCUUGGCACAGUGUGCAGACGGUGACUCCUGAGUGUGGUAUACGUAGGCACUGGUUGUUGUUGGCUUCUCGGUGAAAGAUAAGCGGAAAUGAUUACUCUGAUUUUUUGGCUUUAUAUGUAUCCGAGGUGUCUGCACCUGGGAUUUGGAAUCUGGGAUUGUUAAGUACCUUUUCCCUUUUUUAGAUGACAGAUGGUAGUUUUUGUUUUUUAUCAAUAUGCAGCCUUUAUUUUUCCUCUUUUCCUUUUGUAUUUGGAGCCAGUAGCUCCUCCAUCAUCAAAUUCUACAUUGUGUUGUAUUUCAGUAUAGUACACACAGUUAUAGGUGUGCUAUUCGGGUGUUUGACCACUUGGUGGCAGUACAAAAUCAGUUAUAGUCAACGAAUCAACAUGAGUGCAUCCAUCCAUGAACAAUUACCCCUGUAGAAAUCACCCUUUCAACAAAACAUCUUUGUAUAUGAAGCAGAAUCACCCUUAAGAGACACCACUUGAGCUCAGGAAGCCCUUUGAUGUAAGAGGAUGACAGUAAGUGGGCUCCUCUUCCUCCCCGCAGGCUGUUAGGAGCUAGCAUUAGCUUUAGCUUCCUCUAUGGGGGUCCAGAAAAAAACACACAUGACAGCCUGAGCUGGACAUGUUGUUGUGUCACAGAGCCAUCAGCUGUGCAGGUGAGGCUCAAGCGGCCAGUGUGUGUGUGUUUGUGCAUGUGUUUGGAGAGGGUCCAGGCGAGUGACGGGCGUCUAAUGGGUAGUAAGACACACGCACACCCAGGUGACAGAUGCGGCCUCAGGGCUGAAGCCCAGAACUGACUACCAUCAUCAUACUAUCAGGAGAAAGCAGUGAGCGCGUGCCAGCAGGACUGAGAUACCGGUCCAGGGAUAGGCCAGUACUUGAAUGAGUGUGAGCGCUUUGUGUGUCUGACCUUGUGUUGUGUAACUUUCUGGGCUGAUCUUUCAGCAGCUUGUUGCGAAGCUGCACAGAUGGCUUCAGCAUAACUUCCCCAAAUUUACAAAGAAUCACAGAAUCUCUUUUGUACACAUGAACUCUGCGAAUACCAAACACAGUGUAACAAAACAUCCCACAGUGAACUACACAACCCCAGCAGACUACACAGCAGAAGAAAAUAGUAAAAGUACAAUGUCGUGUCUUACAUUGAAACAGAAAACAGAAGGUUGUUCUCCACGAUACCUGUGAACUAGUCCAAGUCGAGCCCUCUUUGUAGUAAUCAAAAGGGUGUCUCUUGUACUCCAAACUAUUGACCUGUAUCAACCUGGACUGGCUGUGCUGGACCCUUUGGAUGUGUACACUUCUAUUUUGUCAACAUUAGAAUAGAGUCUCUCUUUUUAUAACUGUAUCUUGCAAGCUUUAGAUCCCACUUUCAAAUCUGAUUGGAGAAUUUCUCUCGAGUUUCUCUUCCAAAGGUUUGAAUUUAAAUCCGUCAGUGUUCGUGUUGGCUUUGACCUUCAGGAGCUUAAGCAGCAUUUCUGAGGAAUAUUGAAGUUGGUACAAAACCACAGCAGCUACAAAGUGAUAUUCAAAUCUGGUGUUUGCUGUUGUAGUUAUUUUUGAAGGGCGGCUCAAGGUCAAUAAUAUGACACAAUGUCGAUGAGAAAACCUCCCUCCUCAGGAGCUCCUAAACACUUUUUAUCUAAAAAAUUUUUUUAAGUUUCCAUGCUGCUGAAAACAAGAGUCCAGAGUUCAAUCAGGCAGUCAUGACAUUAUGGACGAACAUCCUCUGUGAUAUUUUUCUUAUAAUCUUACAUGAAGGUUUGUCCAAAAAUAUGGAUGUAAAUCAAAGCAGGGACAGGAGUACAAUAGAUAAAAGUUUUUUAGAGUGAAAAUCUGACACUUUAAAAACUCCCUGUCAGGGAUUAUAUGCCACUAUAAAGACAGAUGCUUUUAUACUGUAUAGAUUCAUCAGUGUUAGAUGAUAUGUGUAGGUAAAGUACAUACCCUGAUUUUCUUGUUGUUGUUGUUGUUGUUGUUGAGUGGUGCACUGUUCAUAUUCUGUAAUGUUAAUCUGCUUCAACAGAUGAAACUUCCCAGUGGAAAUAAUUCAGUCGCUAAAAUUGUUAUCUUCUCAGUGUUUGGACGGUACUUCUUUUAAUAUUGACCCAAACAACAGACAGGCAUUUUUUAAUCGUACAAUCUGCUCAGUUUCUGACAGAAAUUCUCCUUUUCAUCUGUUUUAUUCAGAUGAGGGGUUUUUAUUUGAGCCCUCUUGGGUUUCAAACCCCAUCCUGCACAUAUCUGAAAGUUCAUGUUGUUAAUGUCUAAAUAUAAUAUGUGCGCAGAAGAUUUACAGUAAAAAUGUAGAAAAAGAAAUUAAGAUUUUUAGAGAAACAAUAGUACAAAAGAGGGACGGAGCGGACUGUAAAAUCCAAACGAACAUCUUUUAGACGAGCGUACACUGGAAAGAAGGAGGAGUAGGGGGAAAGUAGACGGUGUCUCAGUGAUGGAAGUGCAGAAUCAAGCUGAAGCUCGCUGAGUAAUCUUCUUUAAGCCACUUCACAAUGCGCGCUAAGAGCACCCCUUCAUUACACAGACAGACAGAAAAUGGGCAUCGGGGCUUUUAGUGGUUACUAUGAGCAGGGACCGGGGCCGGAUACGCCGCAGGCUGCCAGAACUGUCAGGUGGAGCAGACGUGAAGGAUGGAGGUCUGGGUUUGAACAGGGAGGUAAAAGCAGGCUGAGGAAGGGCCUCAUGUAUGCGGGUGACGGGCAUCACUCAGCUGACUGAUGUGUGGAUUUGAGCCCUGAACAUGGCACACCCAAUCUGCAGGGAUUAGACUAAACUCCGGCAAUUAGCUCUCCUCAGCGGUGCACAUCUCAGGGCUGGAGUGUGAUCCACCUGGACCACACACACACACACACACACACACACACACACACACACACACACACACACACACACACACACACUCUCUCACAGCUUUCAGUGUCCCCAUUUUCUACUUUUUCUUCACACAUCUUCACCUCCAUAUGAAAUGGUGAGGUUUUAUAAUUCAUCACCUCUCCAAUUCUUGGAUUUAAAGUAAACAGUUUGAGCUGGCUUUAUUUUGUUUGGCCGCAGAGUGCUUCACAAAUGAGGAAAUGUAUUUUUGCUGUAUUAUUACUCAGGCUUAGGGCUUUUCUCUGUUUGUAUUUUGCAGACUCGUCGUCGGAGCCAGUUGUAUCCUUUGUCUGCCAAUGAGCUUGUAAUAGGAGCCGCUGUGUAAAGUCUAAUGGUAAUUAGUAGAACGUUAUUAACUUCAUGAGAGAGGUGAUUCCAUUUUUCCAAAUCCAGUAUAAUAGUUUCCUUGUUUCUAAGCUGCUGUGUCUCCUUUUUGAGCUCUCUCAUUUUUGGGGGUCUUAGUUUUUAUUUCUUUUGGCCAUGCUGUAAAUGUUACUGCUCUGUGUUGUAAUCCUGAACCUGGCAUUGCUCAGAUGUGGCUCUGGAGUGUGCAGGCUUCCUCACAGGCAUCGGCUUGGAUACCACAGUGAUGAUCCGCAGCAUCGCCCUCCGUGGGUUUGACCAGGUACUACUCCUGAACUACUGUCUGCAUAUUUUGGUCGUGAUUAUGAGGUUUUUUUAAAAGUGAAUAUUCUCUGUUUUUAUCCAGCAAAUGGCAGGCCUGGUGACGGACUACAUGGAGGCUUACGGGACCAAGUUUGUGAGGAAGUGUGUCCCAAAGAGAGUGGAGAAGCUGUCCUCAGGAGCUCUGCAGGUGACAUGGAGCGACAUCAACACAGGCAGCGAACACAAGGACACCUUUGACUCCGUGUUAUGGGCAGUUGGUAAGUGUGUGUAUCUGCUUGAGUCCAUUCAUAUCGCUUGGUCUCUCUUUAUCAGGUUAUGAGACCACAUCUGCCAGUGCAAAACCGCGUUCCCCUCCCCUCCUUUGAGUGGAGGACGCAGCAUCCAUGACUCUCAGACAACACUGUGGUUUGUUUGACUCAGUCUCUCUUACAUGGACUCAGAGGACUCACUGGCAUCCAGGAUCAUGUUUAUUUAUGGAUUCCGCUCUGCAUUUGUGGAUGCCAUGACAAACCAGGUUCACAGACAUUGGCGUUUAGAUGUGAUUUUGAGCAUGCAGUGAUUUCCACUACAGAGUCAUGUCUGUUUUUGUUACAGUGCUGCCUGAGGCCCUGAAGGUUAUUGCCAUGCAUCUUUUAAUGAUAAUAUGUGCUGUAGGUGAUGAACACUCCAAAGUCUUCCUCACUAAGUGUUACAAAUUAACCUCAGUAGAUGAGAGAUGUUUUAUAUGAGCUUCACAAAACUUUUUUACUUUUUUCUUAUCCCUGCCUUAACUUUUCUAAACAUGUUACUGGUUUAAAAGUUAAAAAGAGUGUAAACUUUUCAAAAAAAUAACAUUUUUCAGUUUCAACAUUUGAUUUGUCGUCUUUAAUUUGAAUUCCUAAAUUCUCUUACCGAGAACAUCUCAGACGGCAUCUCAGCUCUGAUGGACUUGAGUUGAAAUUAUGAACCAUCAUUAUGACUGCAGGUCUUUGUGAACCCACUUUACUUACUAUAAGUAAAACUAAUUUGUUAAAUUGAUCAGGAACAGUCAACAGAACUGAACUCCUUUACUCUUCAAACCUCUCUCACAGUUACAUGUCCAGCACCUCCCCUUGGUUUUCCACAGAGAGUAUAGUCCUAAAAUAAAACCCCACGAUUUCUGUUUUUCCCUGCCGCCACUUAUUUCAUUGUCAUGCUGGAUAGAGUGCAGUGUCAGCAGAUCACAGAGGAAUCAAGGCUGAAAACAAAGUAAUAAAGUCUGAGUGAUGGGAACCACGGGGGGAAGUGUUAAUCACCCACUGCUGGCUCUCUGGCUCUCUGGCUGCAGAGGGGCAGGAUGGGGCAGGAUGCACCCAGAUACAGGGUCACCCCGUUCCCCUCUUUGUUCUCCCUCUCCGGGUCUUCCUGCUCAUGCCAGCUCUGCGGAAACCAACCCUGCAUCUGUCACUGCCAUCCCUGCCCGUGGCCCUUUGCGUGCCAUUACCAGUAGCCCUCCUCAUCCUCUUUCUCAUCUAUUUAUCCUCUCUAAUCUUUUCUAUGAGUAAUGAUGGAGGGAAAAUCCUGUCAGGGUGGCUGCCUUUAGCUUAUGUGGGUUUCAAAGACAGCUCCUGAAAACAUGACCACAAAGCUUUUCCAUUAUGAGCCGCACAGGACUGUCAGCUGAUGUUUGAGGGAGGCAGAUGAGUGCGUCCUCUCCUGCUCUAUGCGUGUGACAGCAGCGAGGAUGUGCGUGACCCUGCAGCUGAGAUGACGUUCGCGUUCCCCUCCUGUGGCUCAAUUCCCACAUCAUCUGACCGUGGGACUGAGGGUGGCAAUAUGAGCACUGAGCGCAUAGUUUAGUAGGUGUUCAGACGUAACUGAAAUGCUGGGGUCCUUGGGUUUCCUCAGUUCUUCGAAGAUUCUCCUUUUGCUUGGUUUCAGUAACAUAUAAUUCUUUGCUAACUUUACACUGUUGUUGCUUAAUCAUAGAUAUUUUCAGGUUAAUAAAUUAUGGCCUGGAUGGGAUUAUUUGGAAGCAAACAAAUUUCCUAGUGUUGCCUAAACAGAUGUUAAAAUUCCACUUACCAACUGGUAUAAGGAGGAGAAAACAGUUAAUCUGACACGGAUAGGAUUAUUUGGAGGCAACUAAUUUCCUUGUUUAGUGGUACUGAAGUGAGCAGAACUAGCACCACCUUCUUGCAGGUUAAUGUUCAUAUAACAUACAUUAGAUCUAAAGUGGAGCUGAGAAUACUGAAUGGCAAAAAAGUCUGUCUAUUUAUUUGAGUUUAGAAUAAAAUUUGCAGUAUGACUUAAUCAAGGAUAUUCAUCAGUCUGAGGUCUUUUCCUGGAAUAAGGCCUGUUUGAAAUAUACAGGCUAAAUAAUCAAUCAGAAAUCCAAUUAAAGUGAAUAGUCUCUCUCUUACAUGCUGCAGCUCUGUGAACUUAAGGACAAGCUGAACAGAAGUGAAAGAAAAUGACUUUUUUACUUUUUAAUGUAAGGAUGUGAAGUCCUAAUCAACUGGUCGACUAAUUGGUCGAUACGUGCUGAGUCGACCAAAAUCCUGAUCGGUCGAAUCAAUUUUUUUCAGCAUCAAUUUACAGUCUAUGGUUAUGGAACGUACCAAGUGCUAAUGGGGGUGUUUUCAGAGCACCCCCACAGGUAACCUCAGAACACCCCCUUGUUUUAACCAUUUUGGAUUCGCCCAACCCACUUAAUCAGCAAUGUUCUUAGAUUUGCUGAAUAUUUAUUUUUAGUUUGAGCGCUUCAACUUCCAUCUUGUUAGAUUGCCAUCUUGUUUCAACUUGUCUUUUGUGUUUAAUUGGCUUCUUGUGCUGAUAUCAGUAUAUUUUCACCCCGCUGAGCUGCGCCGUCCCCUGCCGCAAAAGGGUUUGCCAUCAGAGUCGGACACCCCCACCCCCACCCCCACCCCGAUUAGUUGAUUUUUGGUCGGAAUUUUCAGGGUUUUAGUCGACCAGGAAUUACAGCCCUAAUUUAAUGUAUGAGGUGCAUGGAAGUUAAUAUACUUUUGGAUUUGGCCAAUGACUGGCUUGCUGAUGCAGCAUAUUAGGCAGUUUGCUGUAUCAAUAUUUGAACGAUUCUGGUUCUGGUAAGUCCAUUUUCUUGAAUAUUACACUCUAAGAAGCGCUUCCUGUAGUUGCUGUAAGACGUAACACAGUAAGGAUGCUUUGUUAGCGUCACUCACGGUAUCCAUGACAGGUUUUGUUCCCAUUCUGUUCAGUGAGAACCAGCAAGAGCGUGGCCUCUGCUCUUUGAUGUAUACAAGCAGCAGUUAUGAGUACAAGGCCACUUCCCUUUACUGUGACCUUACACUGGGGGCCAGGCGGUGUCCCAGGCCUCUGCGGAGUUAUUAAAGGCCAGAGGGGACCGGGGGAACAGUAUCACCACCGUCUGUCACAUCCUCCUCCACGGCCCUGUCUGCCUCCACCUUUCCCCUGCUCCUUCCUGGCCUCAUGGCCGCUCCCCUGUCCAGGUGUGCCCGCAGAAACACACCAGGAAACAGCGGGUUUUUUUAUACAGUUCCUGUCUGUAUGUGGACAGUGGGAACAUUAGUCUUCCUCUUUGUUGCGCUCCUCUUUCCUCUAGGAUGUCAUUUUAAAGAUUCUUCUCUUUUUUAUGGCAUCUGGCUGUCUCACUUCCUGAAGGCAUCCCUGAUUGUUGAUUUUCCAUCUCAAUUACUCCGAUGGUUUUAAUCAUGAAGAUAACAGCGCAGUCAAAAAUGUUGUUAUGGAGAUGAUUUUCACUUCUAAUGCAUUGUGGGUACAUAUUAAGCCUAUACACUGAAAUCGCUUUAUAAUCUCCUAUUGUCUUAGCUUGUUUUACUCUUCAAACACACCACAGAUUGUUUCGACAUCACUCAAGCGCUCCGUUUUUUAAUCAUUAGGUCCGUUUUUGGCCAGAAAUAGAACACGUAAUCAUUUUGGAGGUCCAGUAUGAUCAUUUUCCCAAAGAAUAACACUCCCCCACACGCAUUUCUCCCCCUUUUGUCUUUGUUCAUUUGAUUGAUCAGAUAAGUAUUCAACCCUCACUCCGUCUGCUGGAGAGUUGUUGUGGCUAAUUAACCCUAGCAGCUUCCUCUUAAUGUCACAACAGGCUUUGUUCAGAUUGGCUUGAAUGUUGAACCGCAGUGUGUGUGUGUGUGUGUGUGUGUGUGUAUGCUCCAGCUUCAACCAAAUCUCUUAUCAGUCCCCGCUGUUGUUGUGUCCUGGUCGUACAAUAGAGCCGCGCUCACUGCUGUGGUAGAGCAGUGACUCAGGCUGCAGACAGGAAGGCCACAUAUGUGAAGGAAAAUUCUUUUCUUUCCAGUCAGAUUCUGCAGAUACGGCGUAUGUCGGCCAAUACUCCUGUUUUUGUUGUAACUGACGCUGAAAUUGAAUACUGUUGAAGCGGAAAACAUGAAACACAUAAUGGGUUUAGCUGCAGAAAUGUAUUCCAGUGGAAGUCGAGUCUCGGAUGGAUAAAGAUCAGUAUUAUACACCAUGUUAGAACAGUUUAUAAAGUUUGUAGGAAUAUUCUGGAUGGCUUGAAGAAGUGGCCCAGGGUUCUACCUCCACCCUCGACCAUGUGCUGCACAUCAUCCUCUACUCCUCGCUCCCAUUUCUGACUCAAUCUAGCAUCCUUUACUUUCACUGAAGACCUAAUGAUAUUGUAUGAAUUUGUUAAAAUAACAACGUUUGCGUAUUUAUUCUAACUUACCUUGUUUCUUGGGCUGUAAUCAACCAUCGAAAUUCUUGGUCGACUAAAACCCUGAUCAUUUCUUCAUGGAAAUGCAAUCCAACCGAGACGCUAAUGCAGAAGAACUACUGCAUCUGCAGUGCAAAAUGAUUAAUAUGGUGAUUAUUACUUCAAGGAAAUUAUAAAGAAAUAAUCAUAAAUGUUCUUCCUUGAGCUGCGUCACCCCGCUGUAGUCCGUAAUAGACUGUCCCGAGGAGUGAGUUGUGUUUAGUCUCUUUGCUAAAGAAAUCAGGCAAAGUUAAAAAGGUGUUUGGUGGCUAGUACUAUGGCUGGGACCCUAUAUGUCCUGUUGAUGAAGUUAGGUGCUGUUCUGAGUAUUAUUUGUGGCUUUAGAGUGGCGUUUUGGUUGAGGUUUGUUUAUGGCUCCUCAGACCGCUGUGUAUUGCUAUCGCGCAAUCGUUUCUAAAGUUGGUAUAACUAGAGAAGCAAGCGGUCGGCAACAUUCAUCUCUCAAGGGGGUGUCUAACUCGGUGUUACGGUGUGUUUGGCCCUAAAUUAAUUUUACACCUGAAUAUCCCUUUAAUACCAGUUUUGAUUCUGUAUAUAUUGACUAACUUUACAAUUUUUGCUAGCUUUCUUUACACUUCUGAGAGACACAGCUGUUCUGUAAGACCCUUUUUUAUGUUACUAACAUGUGUUUAAAAACCCUCAUUAGUCAGGAGGUGUUUGUCCUCGAGCAUUAGACAGUUAUUUCAGUAUUUUGUUGUCUCUAUCCAAAAAGGUAAGGACAUAGAAACACUCCAAUAGUUAAGUUCUGCAUGGUGCAAAUGUAUGUAUCGCUUAAAUCCACAAAAAAAUGGAAAUCAGGCACAUUAGCAAGUGACAGGUAUGUGCAGGCUGUGUGAGAGUUGUGUACGUAUAGGACAUGAAAAUAUUUGCGGUUGAACUUUUGGGAAUAUGUGACUGCUGAGUUUCACCAUCGUCUUCUUCAGCCACCCAUGCUGUGAGCGCUAAACACAUCCCUGCAGCCCCCCUUGGUCUGAAGAAGGAGGGGGGGACGUUGUUCUUCGGCUCCAGCCAGGAAAAAGGGUCUCAGGGGUUUGUUAUUUUUGCUGUCCGAUAGCAUCUACAUGGGUAGCUCAGGGCUCUGUGUUUAUUAUGCUACCCAGGCAGGUUGUGAGGAGCUGCAGAGAGGAGGGGUUGGCAGUGAGUGGUCCAUGUCCCAUCGCCAUAGAGACUCGGCGUCGACAGCAUCAGUCAGCCAUCCCCAAGGAAGUGUCAGGAAUCACACCUUUUUGGUGUCCGGGGGGUUGAUGGGAAACUGAUUCCCAGAUGCUCAUCAGUGUCUAACCUCUGUCUCAGCUGUCCAGAUGUUGCUAAUCAGUGUGUUAAUUGUGUUAAGAACCAGCACAUUAGCACUGUCACCAUGGUCAUGCUCUCAAAAAUACAUCACCUUUAUCUCUAUGCACCUACAUAUGUCCUUAAAUAGAGCAUCAAGGAGCUGCUGGCAUGUCUGCAGCUUCCUGGAUCUGCUACUUUGAGACUGAAAAUAACCAGGAUGGAUGACAGGAACACUGCACAGACAUCCGUCACCUUUGCUUGUGCCCAUAAAUGUAGCACAUGUCUCACAGCGUCAGCGGAGUAUGUUAUGCAGACUGUACAGUGAGCCUCUCUCUUCUCCUCUCCUCUCCUCUCCUGAGGUGUAAUGUAAUAUUCUCCUUGUGUUGUUUCCUCUUAUUCACUUCAGGCAGAGCCCCUGAAACCAAAGCUCUGGGCCUGGACAAGCUUGGCGUGAAACUCAACAAGGAGACGGGGAAAAUAGUUUUGGGUGCAGACGAAUCCACCUCAGUGCCGAAUAUUUUCGCUUUUGGUGACAUUGGAGAGGUAGGCACCAACUCACACAGAUGACACAGAUAGCGGACGAUAAGGUAUUACAAAAGUGUACCAAGUUUCAAUAUUACGGUUUCGUUUGAAGACACUUUUGUCUGAACCAGACUGCUGCUGCAGACUCUAUUUUACCUUUGCAACAUACUGAACUCUAGCACAUUUCACAUGGGUUGCAAAAUAUGCAGAAGAACACAUUUAUAGCAGCACAUAAUAAUCAUUUUAAUGGUAGGAUAUUUGUUUGUGUGCAUGUGAAGGAUAUACGUUUGGUAUUAUGAGUUCUGCAAAAGAAUUAGAUGAAGUAUUUGAAUCCCUCUGUCAUAUAACCAUCUGCUCUCUGACUGUGUGUGUUCUAGUCUGCAGCAGUCGUGUUAUUACUAGUUAUACCUGCAGCAUGUAAUGUCAGCGUUGUUUUUCCAACAUGACCAGCUGUGUGCUUCCUUCCUGCCUCUCAGGCCUUUUGACACACACACACAGACACACACACUCUCUCUCUCUCUUUCUCUCUCUCUCUCCCUCUCUCUCUGAUUGACAGUUCACUUUGAUGAGUCAUACUCCUCCUCAAUCUAUCUGUCAGCUUUUCACAGCAGCAGGGAAACUUUUUCAUAUAUUAUUUUUCUAAGGCAGACAGGUUCCUAUCACAAAUCGUCUAGUGCUUUGUCGGUUUUCAUCCUGGAGAAGUUUGCCAGACAUUACAUUAUGCAUAUAUGACGAAAGACUUAUAGGAACAGCAGAGCGCACACCCUACUUCAUGCAGCGGCAUCUCAGGAGAUGUUUUGGACAACAGGAUGUUCGGUGGCAAUUGAACAGGUUUUAAGUCAUGGCUUUAGAAUUGCCCUGCAGCCCUACUGUUUCCUGCACCAUCACACUCUAUGUGUGUGUGCACGUGUGUGUGUACCUGUGCCUCAAUGUGUGUGCGGCUCUCUGGCAGACAUCCACAACAAUAAAGACGAAAACACAGAAGCCAAGAUCUAAACGUGCAAGACAGUUUAAAUGUGAAGCAGUUGUGACAUUUAUGAAGUAAAACCUCAUAAACUAAUAGUUUAAAAUUUACUUUCCUGUUAAGUUCUACAUUUUUUAAAAUGGGCUGCAGCUUUUAAAGAGCGUUUUUUGUAAUUUUGUUUAAUUGUAACAUCUCCCAGGGUCGCCCUGAAUUAACCCCGACAGCCAUUAAAGCAGGAAAGCUUCUCGCACAGAGACUGGCUGGUCACAGCACCCAGCUCAUGAACUACGACAAUGUAAGAAACUCAAACACACACCACACACACGUACAGGCUGAAGAUUUUAUUUAAUUUACCAACAAUAAAAUAUAAAAUAUUCUGAAGUUUUAUGGCUGGAAAUUCGGAUCAGUCUGCUCUGCCUGUCCUCAGGAUGAGCUGUAGUUUGAGACAUGUAUAGUUUUUUUCCCCAUGUGAAUUUAAUUGAACUACUGAGUGUUAUCUCUAGCUGGCUUAAGUGCAACUGCAUUGGACAUAACACAAUAGUAUGAGAUCAUUUUAUUUUAUUGAAAAUCACAGAAAGUAACUGAAACCCUGAAAAUAAAACACAGAGAUUUAUCUGAUCAGCAGGUCCUCCCUACACAGACUCAGCCUGAUUGACCUCAGGUGCAUGAAGUCAAAGAGAAAGCAGUACAAGUGUAAAAUGAGCCUUUACGAAUAUAUAGGACUGACACACUUACACAAGUAACUUUUCAAGCCUAGUUUUGUGGUGUGUAAGUUAUCUGGAUUUGUCUCAGGUUGCCACCACAGUGUUCACCCCCCUGGAGUACGGCUGUGUGGGUCUGUCUGAGGAGGAGGCCGAGAGGCGGCAUGGAAAAGACGGCAUAGAGGUGAGAUAAAUGUGGUUGAAGUUUCAGCUGCAGCUUCAAGUUAAAUCAUGAAAAAGGACAAUUUGGUAGUUUUCUUUUUUGAAUUUCAAUUACCCUAGUUUUGUCUGAUAGGGCCCAUAAUCAUUUGGAUGUGACUUGUUGUGUAUUAUAAGUCUUGUGUAAGUUUAUGGAGUAUUUCUCUUAAAAACUAGUUAGAAUUAAAUCAUUUACAGGGAAAUAAAUCACAUUUAACAAGCCUUCUUGAUAUGUAAUUACCUUUGAAUGAGUAAUAAUCAUGUAAGAGUAAUUUGUCACACUUCAAUAGCCGAAGAGAAGCAUCGCAUUGUCUCAGAUUUGUGUUUUAACUGUGUUAGAGUUUUGUUUCUUUACUUGUAAAAUAACGGAUAAAUGCCACUCAUGCACAAAGCUAGGCUCACUGGCAGUGUUCGACAUCCAAGCAUAAUAAAAAAUACACCGAACCACAACCCCUGAACAAACACUGACACACACACCGACAAUCUAGCAGCACGCAGCUCUAUAUUUUACGUGCUUGCAUAGAACAGCGGUGUGCCAGAUGCUCGCCAACACCUGCACUCGGCUUGGAUAAAUGGUUUAGCGGCUGAGGUGGGGCUCCCGGCUGUGACUGACAGGCGAGCAGGAGGCCUGAUUGAGGUGUGUAUGGGGUGAUGACAGGCACACUGAGAUCUGAGGACGAGCCCGAGCACCGGCCUCCGACAGCUGCGCGGCCCUCACAACUUGUGUCGGCACGUCGGCCCGCUGAAUAAAACACACGCUCUCGGUGAAGGGUUUGGAAUCAGUCACCGCCGUGAACGUGAACAUAUGUCUUUUUACGCCUUUUUUUACUGCUUGUUGUUGCAGCGGCAUUGUUCGGAUAGAAAGUCAUUAGAGUGUUCCUGUAAUUUAACAAAAUAUAGUUAAUGUAGCAAAUUAGGGUCUUUAGGCUGAUACUAAAUUUAAUGUAUGUUUUACGUGGCAUCAUUGUAAACAGUGUGUGCAUCCUUGGCACCAGUGAUCUCUUAAUUUGCUUGUAAACCUCAUUCUUCAUCAUUUGCCACCCUGUAUGGUGUCGCUGAACUGUCCAUAUGGUCCUCUGAUUGUGACAGUAAAAUGUCAGCUGUUUUGAAUGCAUCAUAGUGUGCACAAGCGAAAACAAACACCAGAGCAGGGAGAUCCCAGAGGAGAGUUUGUCUGUAUAUUAAUAAUCUCAAAGAUUAUUAUAAUAAAGUGUAGCUCGCCAUGGGAAAAAUAUCAAAUCAACAGUUCGGGCUUCGGGCCAAACUAAUAUAUUUUUCAGCAUCACUUGUUUACACGAUCAGUCCUCUGUUUUGAUGUCUAAACAGAUCUACCACGCUUUCUACAAGCCUCUGGAAUUCACUGUCCCCGAGCGUGAUGCCAGCCAGUGUUACUUAAAGGUUUGUCUGAAGUUUCUUCAAAAAUUAACUUCUUUUAGUAAUAUGUUGGUGUGGGAUUGCAAAAAAAAAACUUGUAACCUGGUCUCUAUUCACCGUUCAGUCUUCUCUCCUCCUCAGGUGGUGUGUGAGCGGGGUGGAGACCAGAAGAUCCUCGGUCUACAUUUCACCGGUCCGAAUGCUGGAGAAGUCACACAGGGCUUUUCUCUGGGCUUCCAGUAAGUCAAAAUAAUCUAAAAUGAUGUUAUUCAAGGUAAAUUUGGUGGGUUUUGAUGCAUUUAAUCAGCUUUUUUAUGUGUAGAUCUAUUUUGUAUGUAAAAAAGUUUGAGGAUUAUCCUGUGUGCUGUUUCAAAACUAUCUCAGGAUAUUUCCUAUAAUUAACAAAGAAAACUGCUUUAAAAUUUAGCUAUUGGGCUUAAUUCAGCAUGUUCACAUUCACACAAACUGCUGAAAUGAUGAUUUCUGUGUAUUUUUCUAAUUGAACAAACUCAAUUAAGAAGAAAAUCACACUUAACUUAUAUGUAGAGUUGCAAUGGUCAAAAUUUAAACAUUUCAAACGAAGUCAAUAAAAAGUUAAUCAGUCUGUGAUCUAAUACUCAAUGAUAACUUAGGAUCCAGACUCAUGUCAGGCCUACAGUCCCCCCCUUUUUUUUAUAUGUAGUCUGUUAAUAAGAUCUAAUAAAUUCUGCUUGACAAGAUGUUAUUUAAAUGAUGGAUUGCCUUAUUGAAAUUCUCAAAUAUAAAACAGAUACAUUGCGUGACAAAAAAGAAAAAAAAAUCAGCUUAUGGAGGACAAGUGAGGAAACAAAAGAAGACUGAAUCUAAUCCCCAUCAUGUCAGUUUAACAGCCUGCAUCUCUUUGUGUCUGUUUGUGUCUCAGGUGUGGAGCUACAUAUUCCCACUUGUUGCAGACGGUAGGAAUCCACCCGACCUGCGCCGAGGAGCUGACCAAGGUCAACAUCACAAAGCGCUCUGGCUUAGACGCCACGGUAACCGGCUGCUGAGGUUAAGCGCCUCGGUCUCUGAACAUGUGUGAGCACACGGGGUCCCUCAGUGACAGUAGAGAGGUCAGUCUUGGUUGGUGGGUCCUGCUCUCUCUCUCUCUUUGCCCUCCUCCAUCUAUCCGGCCUUGAGAUUUAGCUGCACCUUUUGUGUAACAGGGUGCCCGCUGUCAUUUGAUAACCUGGACUAUGAUUAUAGCAUAUACAAGCCUGAUGUGAGUGUUUGCCAUGAGAGCGCAGGCUAUAGAUCAGGUCGGUGAGAGCUCUCACAGCAGAGCGAGCGUCUUUUAAAUAAACAGGCUCAUCAAUCAGGAUUAAGGUCUGUGCUCAGAGUUUUGUUGAAAUCGAGGUCCGAGCCUGAAUGUUUUUCUGAAAAUAUAUUCUACAAAUAUUGUUGUUUCUCUGGCUGUACUUCCUGUCCAUUAGUCUUGGAGGUGACACAUACCAUGCACUCCGCCCCCCCAGUGACACUGAUGGAUAGCCCCAGGGCCGUCGCCGCAGUGACACCGCCCUAUUUCCCAUGGACACACACAAACAGUCAGUGGGCUACCUGUCAGUCAGACAGCUAAGACCUGUCCUGGGAGGCCUGACUUGUCGAGGCAGCAGGCCCUGUCCUUCUUCUCUCAUGACCUUCUUUAUCCUAAAGCAAAAAGAGUACAGUGAUACUAUCAUGAUGUGCUUCAUAACUGCACUACUCAGCCUCACCCAAAGGUGGCAGUAUUGCCCUCCUGUUCUCUCCUCUCUCACCGAGCCAAGGAUGGAAGAUAGGAUAAGGUAGUCAGUGGAUAAAAACUUAAGCCUGAAUACAUUCAGGUUGCACAUUUAAUCCCUUUAAUCCCUAUAAAAGAUAUGUGCUUUUGGAUAAAGUUUGCAAGCAGAGUGGCUUUAAAGGUGCCAAACUGAUAAGGGUUAUCUGUUGUGUAUUUACAUGGAUGGCAGGUUUGGCCUAAAAGUCAUCACCCUGGGAGAUAAGGCAGGUUGUUUAUAUCAAUAAAGCAGUAAUAGACCCCCACUGUUUGCCAAAGUGCUCAACCUGCUGCCUGCACUGGACAUCUUGGGUUUAUUAAGCGGAGGAGGAGGAGGAGGACUGUUAAUAAAGUGGGUUUGCAGCAGAAAUCUGCAGAACCAAGAGGAGGCUGCUGGGCGUCGUUUAUUUUUAUUUGAAGUCUAAUCUGCUCAGGCUGAUUAAUGAUUUCGAUGAGGGGAGUGACAGUGUGCCAGGAGAUGGAGAGAGGAAAAAGAGAGAGAGAGGGGUACCAGGUUUAUUUGGACCUAAGCCAGAGAAGAGCGAGAGACGGAGCUGAGUUUCAGGCCUGGUUAGGGAGGGAAGCGGGGGAUUCCUGUGUGCUCUGUUCAGGGCCGAGGUGCUGACUGAAGGACCCUGACCUCCGCUCAGCAGGAACAGCUUGACUCUAUCACUUGGAGCACGGAGGGCUCACAUGCUGCGGCGCUGCACGGCAGGGGCCUGUGGGAGCUCAGAGCAGAGGGGUGGAGGGGAGGGAAGUAGGAUGGCCAAGAGACGGACAGAGCCAACCAGCACAACACCGAGUGGUAGCGGUGUGUUUGCCCAGAGUAAUUGAGUCUAUGUUCCUGUGCUUAACGAGCCACUUCAGAGACCUCAGGGUGGGCCCAAGGCACCGAGAGGGAAGUUAUUGAGGCCAUCAGUGUAACUGUAAUGUCUGUUUGCUUUUUACCCUCUACUUCCCUUCUCCGUUUUCUCCUCUGCUCUGUUUGUUCAUCCCAUUUUGGCUGCACACGCACAAAAUCUUACAGUAUUAUUUUAUGACCUGUAAGUCUAAUGAGGAGUUUUGUUGAUCAGCCUCGCCAUGUUAGCCGCAGCUGUGCCCUGGGGGGUCAGGGUUCAACUUUCAGGUCGGCCAGCUAAUGAUGACCUGCACUAAAACCCAAACCUGGGGAGUGCAGGCCUGAUGUCACCUGGCUACUAACUUUCGCACUUGUAAAUAGAGACGUGUAAUUUUCCAUUUAAGCUUUGUGAUACAUAAUUUAUACGUGAAGUAAUAACACACUGGAACGUACUGUGUCGCCAUUAAAGUAAUGAUGCCCGCCUGUUGAGUGUCCUGUGAUCUACUUUUAUAAUUGCAUGGAAGCUUGCAUCUGUCAUGCAGAAAAGUAACACUGCAAUACAGCCCCAAUUAAAAAUAAUCAAAACAAAAAACAAAUUUAAAUCAUUGACACUCCAUAUUUAAUUCAAAAUAGUGCAAAAACAACAUACCGAAUGUUGAAACUGAAAAAUGUCUUUGCUCAAAGCAAAUUAGAAGAAUAACUGGGUAUGAAAAGAUUAUUUCAGAGAGGCUGAGUCUCUAAGAGAGAGAAAUGAGAAGAGCUUUGUGAGUAAUAUUCCUUUAUAAAACAAUAAUUUGUGGGUUCAAUCAUCUGCAGUGUAUAACACCAUAAAAAAAAAUCAGUGCACCUGGUGAAAUCCCUUCACAAAAGUGACAAGGUCAAAACCCAAUAAUGGACGGCUGUGACCCUGCUUUUCAAACAGACAUGACUCUACAGUGGAAAUAACUGCAAAGAACCAGAAUCCCUCUCAAAUACCGUUGUCUCAUCCACUAGUGCAGGUCAAAGCUGUUUUAUGCAAAGAGCCAGCAUCCCCUCACCCUCUUUCCAGAAGAAGAAUUAAUACUUUUCUGGAUUUUGCACAACUCCGUAAAAGAAAAGAACAAAAUUUAGUCAAAAAUUUGAGUAAAUAUGAAAAAUUUCAAGUGACUUUAAAUGUAAUUAAAUGAAUUAAUCCAAGAAGGCUCAUGUGAAAGUGGCUAUUAUCCCCUUUUCGAGGUCUGUGUAGGUUUAUCUUACAACACGCUACACAGAUUUGUCUCAAUAUUGAGCGGUGUCACAAGAGGUGGUCACACUUUGACCUGGACUCCUUUCUGCUGACAGGCACCUCUGCUAUGCAGCCCUGUCACUCAACCCUCUGCACCAACAAUGGCAGAAAUUCCACUGUGUUUGUUUGGUUAAGGACAGAGCUCUCUGAAACCCCUGAACCUCCUCAGGAUCCACAGCAGCCUCACUCACCCUGAGAAUGAAGAGAGUGUCAGUCCUAACCCAGACAGAGGGAGUAAAGUUCAUCCGCCUCCUCAAGAAUACUCAGCCCCAUUUAGCAAUUGUGUCUCUUUCUGUCCCUCCACAAUGGAGCAAACAAGCUAAAUCCACCUUGAAAUGCACUUAGUAGAACAUGUCAACAUGUCAGAGUGCGCUCGGUUCUUCACUCCGUCCUAAUCCAGCCUAUUGAUCGCUGACAGUUGUCUGUGAGUCAGACAUUCACUGGGCCUUUGUCAUUUCAGGCCUUGAGUCCUUGCAGCCUUGCAGGAAGAGCAGAACCUUCAGACACACGUUCAAACACACAUGCUGGGUAUACAACCGCACGGCCGCAGCAAAAGCCUCAGGAGGAGGAGAAACCGAUACAUACCUUGUGUAAACAUUCGUGAAGAAAUAACGCUAAGAACAGAAAAGGCUCAAGCUAGGUGAGGAUUAUCCCUGAGAAAUGAAUAGGAGCCAAUUAUGACUGCUCUGUUGUACUGCCAGUAUCUGGCUCAAGGGCUGUCAGCCUGAGAUGCCUGCAGGCUUCAGAUGAGGUGCGGUGGAUGGGGAGGGGGCCGACAGACUAGUAAGCCAAGGUGAGUCUCUUAGCUGGAUUUGGUGGUUUUCUACCUCAACUGGCCUCCCAAGUUCAAGACAAUCAGCUCAAAGGAGUCACUGAAGUCAUGUGCUAAAACUAAUGGUAGGUUCACAAAAAACAGCCAUGUGAGCGUGGGUGAAGGGAUUAAGUCAGAAGCUUCUUCUGUCAUUUUGUGCACAAAUAUGCACAGUUUACAGACAAAUCUUUCUACACCAGACACUCGACAACCUUGUCACUCCCCAUCAGGAAUGCCAAGGUUGUCUCAUUUGUUUCAAAGAUUAAAAAACUACAUAUUUGAGUGUGCUACAACUUCACCAUUAGAGAGACUCAACCUCAAACAAUGAGGAAGCAUCAGUGAGGUCACCUUUUGACAGAGUGGGGUCCUGUUGGUAGCCCACUAGAGGUGAGGGCCUGUGAAAUGAGCUUAUCUGACCCCUGAUAAGAACAGGAUACCCUCAGGAAUGGUCUAAACUCAAUACACAUGGCUUCCACAUUGCUCUUAUCUGAGGAGAUGUGGGUGUUGGAAAGGAGUUAGGAGCAGCACUGUGGUUAGUUUUGGUGUAUCCUGACCAGUCGGGCCAACCACAGUCUGACGCAGAAAGCAGCAAGUAUCUGUGGCAGAUAAUAAGAUGUGCUACAAUAUAAUAGUCUGUGAUCCUGAUCCUUUUAUGCCAUGAAGGGAGCUAUUACGAUCCGCAACCUCAGCUCUUAAAUCAUUUAGUCAGGUCUUUAGUCACUCAGGAAGCAGUCUUAUUACCUCUGGAAGCUGCACUGAGAUUUAUUGAGCUGAUACUCGAAGAUGUCUGACAACAAACGGACCAAUUUCGAGUGUGUAUGUUUGCCAAAACAUGCAGAUCAGUGGAAUUGUGCUUGGCUUGUGAAAGCAUACAACUCCCUGUUUAUAUUAAAACAAGGCAACUUUGGCACUCUGCAUUUUGACUUGUAGGUACGAUUAUAUUGUUAUUGCACUCGGAGAAACCUCUGAUUCUUUGUCUGUUUGACAGGAUCCACUUUUAUUAUCAAAACAGAUGACAUAAGGUUUAGUGCUCAAUUAGUUGCAGUGUUGUUCAGAGCUGCAUGGCUUUUCAGUUGUUUAUGCUUCAUGUGUGGCCUAAAGGAGACUAGCAUACUGAAUUUGAAUGAAACUGGCUUUAAAGUUAACCUAAAACCAAGUUCAAGAACUAACCUUACAUGCAUAAUGGAGAAAAAGGAAAUAAACUGUUAUUAUAUUUUAUAUCUUAUAUUUUAACUAUGCUUGCAACUUUGCCACGCCUCUGUCUCUAUCAGUGUCCCUAACUACGACUCCUUACUCCCCACCAAGGCCACUAUAAUGUUGAACAAUUUUACUGUAAAGUGAAACUUAAACACUAAAUAACAAAUACGCACCAAGGUUAGAAUGCUAAACCAAGAAGUAUCAGCAUCAGCAGGUUAACUUUCAUAUGAACGCAGAGCAAAGAACCCCUGUGUUGACAAGUGAGGCCGGUGGAGGUGCAAAAAACUGCAGUUUCUUUACUUUCCACUAGAGGCAGCGUAAAAAGCCGAUGAAUCCCCAUGUUAAAAAUGCACAUUUACCAGCUAGAUCAAACCUGUUUGCAGGCCGGUGCAACGAACAUUUUUGGCUCAUUUAUUUGAACACCAUGCAGGUGGCAAAUUUCUUAAAAACACGUCCUUGGCAGGCAGGUGGGCUCACUGUAGCUGUUAGCUAAGAGGCUAAAGGCUCUCAACUUCACUUCUUCGCCUGUCUAACUUGAGCAAACGUUAGACUGAGUCAGCAUUUUAAAUUUGGCUCUGACCGCUUGGAAAUGAGAAGGUCGAUGACACCCAUGUUUUAAACAGACUAAGAUUGUAGCAUGUCAGCGUACUAGUGUUAGUGCAGGUUUUAGCUGUGGGGCUGUGUAGAAGAUAUUCAGUUUAUAACAAGGCUAAACUGCAAAACCAUUAUUUUCAGAAACUUUGGCCUUGGUAAUACUGGCUUUAAUGAGAUAAGGAAGUCUAGAAAAGUACACUUUAAGUAAACUUUGUGUAUCAGCAUAUUCUGUUGUUGUUCCCAGAUAAACUAGCGCAAUGUAUUUAGUUGGCUAAUGCUCCCCUGAUGCAGAGCAUUUGAAUAGGUAUUGAUUCUGUAACUAACCACACUGAUAAUAACUUUGGCUUUAGCAGUUUUCAAGACUUUCAGUAUUUAGUCACACAGAUAAAGACCCGUAAUUAUAAGGUUUCAGCAGAUAUCAUUUAAGAUAAUUCUGCAGUGAAUUGAUGAGGAUAAUUGAUUUAACAAGCUUCUGCAGCUAGCCAAACAAACGACAUCAUUACAUUUCCUAAAGCUUUCCCCGAACACCAGCAGAUCAGGGGGAGAGUCAGCAUAAACACUUGACACUUUUCCUCUGAAUGUGUGUGCUCCAGGGCUCUAGUGUUAUCAGUCUGACUCACAUCACAUAAAUCACAGAAGCUUCCAGAGCCUCCAUGGCUUCCCACUCUGCAGCGAAAAACAUCUGGCUGCAACUUUGAGGAACUGCCUGGACCUGAGCUGAGCAUGUCGCUGGCACAGAUUGCGAUUCCCGCUUACGGCCCUGCACUUAAACAUGCAAAUAAAGAUAAUGCACACGCACAGGCUGAGCUCCAGAGACGGUGCUGUCAAGUGUCAAGUGACCAGGAUGGCCUGCAUGCUGGGCUCGCCCUCUGGCUGCUGUCGAUGCCUCUCUGAUUGAUUCUGUCUUUCCUGUUUGGCUAAUAAAAGCUCUGUGGGGAACACACACACACACUCACACAUACACACAUUCUGCAUGCAGUGUGAAGCUGCUAGCGUUGCCUCUGGAGCUCACAGCUCUGCCCUGCUUGUGUUUAUUUGUUGGUCACAGAUCUGAUGAGAGAUGGCUUGCGUGGUAUGUUUUGUGUGCGGUGUGUGUGGUUGACGUGGGGGCAGGUGGGAAUGUGACUGUGUGGGUGUGUCUGCAAUAUGAGCCCUCUUGUGUACAGCUUAUUUGAAUGUCCACACAUUGUGUGUGUUUGAGUGGCAUGUUGGACACACUGAAAGACUGCAUUCAGUACACAUGAACCUUCACUAAAAAUAAAUCUGUGGAGGCCUCAAACUACCUCUGCUACGACUUUCCAAAAACAAAUUCAACUUUUCCAGACGACUCUAAAACUGGAGCGUCACUGUCACAGCCAAACUAUGGUGCACACACUCACAGAGACCAAAUAUAACCAGCUACUAAUUAGCCUUCAGAAAGGCGACCUUGGGCCUUAAUGUUAUCCUUUGUGACAAAUGAAGUAUGGGCAGCAACAUGAAGACUGCUCAUUACUCUAUGUAGAGGCCUCUGCUGAAAGAGGAGACAUGCUGUGCCUCUACAGUCACUGUUUUGGGUUCUUUUCUGUCCACCCGUAGACCUCUUCAUCAGUUUUUCUUACAAAGAUCUCUAAAGAGGAACCACUCAUGCAAUGAAUGAAGAUUUACUAGAUGUAUCUGCAAACCUAACUGGGUAAAAACAUCAAAUCAACUUUUAUUCAUGUUGAAGUGAAAUCAUGCAAAGCCACAGAGAGAAAGUGGAUCUGUACCCUGUUAGAUUUUACACAUUUUUGACAAGAUCACAAAGGAAAAUUCAUAGCCAAAAUUUUACAGUGACAAUAUCAUCAUAAAUUUUCAUCAUCCAUUUAUACAGUAAGAAAUUUUGAAGUUCCUAAAGUUCAAAUGUAUGGUUUACAAACUUUACAAUUUUUUCUAUCUUACAUUUGUGUUUACUUAUUUCCUGCAAACAAAAACUUACAACAAGCAGACUAACAUUUCUUCCACAGUGUUAACUAAAUAAAUGUAAAUGGAAACCAACAUUUUGCAACAGUGUCAACAGGCAGAGGUGGCGUGUAUCAGAAUUCUUUUACAACAAUUGAUUUGAAAUGAUGUGUGUAACUAACAAUUAUUUACUGUCGUUAGGAGGUUUUGACCAAUCAGAAUCAAGUAUCUAAAAUAGCAGGGUGAUCAUGACUUUAGGUAAGAGGCUAACAGACAAGAAAUUUAGCAGACUUUGAGUGUUGAACUGUAUGCACAGCUGAAUGUGAAGGUGUGUAUUGCCAAAUCAGUCGGUCUUAAAAAAAAUUUGUCUGGAUUUCCUUCUCCAUCAGAAUAAGGUAUUUGGAAAUAUUGUUAAAGAACACUAAAAUAGUAAGGAUUUUGUUUCACUAUUAAGAUAUUUCUUGUUGAAAAAACAACCAAAGAAAUGACUGCGUAGCUUGAAUAUAUGACAUUGAGUUUCCUCGUAUUCAUGUGGUCCUAAAAGAUGUAAGAAAGUGUGUUAUCCGUGCCUAAAGUAACUCCAACACUCGGGAUGUGUGUGUUGGAGUUAGAUCAGUGUUUGCCUGCUAUUCCCAGAGGAUGUGACCAUGAGAAACAGCUUCAUCAUUAGAGAGGAGUUUCAAAACAAAGUGAUAAGAAUAUUAACUUUAGACACGGGAAGCCUCCUCUUCUUCACUGUUCAGAGGGAGGAUGAUUUAGUGUUGCUGAUAGUGUCUUCCCUCUCCUUCCUGCUACACGCUGAUUCAUUUAUUUUCCAAAAAAAAAAAAAAAAAGGGCAGGCCAGUCACUCCUCACUGUCUCUGAGACCUCUCCAUUCACACCUGUACAGAUGCCCAAUAAAAACAUGAGCCAGGAAGGCCUCACCAUCACUUCUCAAGAUACCUGCACAUUCAACACACACUCCCAAAUGCACCAUCUCCUCCUCCUGUUCUGAUAACUUGAUGCAUACUUGUUCUCUGACACAUGGAUGCACCAAUAAGUUUCACUUCGACAUUUAGUCUUAUGACAGCCCGGUGUCACACUUAAGCUCCUGUGAGUAACUUUUGGUUUGGGUCAAUUUUAGCACCACUUAAUAGCAACGACAAUUUGACAUUUUAUCAUGAGGCCUUUGCAGCACUGACUCUCUUAUGAAGGUAGUUUAAGAACCAGGGUUUUUAGGCUUGAAGGUAGCAGCCAAGUCUGUUUAAGUGAACAGACUUGGUACAUUUGCUCUAAGAUUUUAUUAAUCUCGAGUAAAUCUGGACUUAAGAGCACUGGCUGGAGGUCCUUUCUGGACGUUUGCCUUCUGGGGUGUUCAGAUCAGUCUUCUACCUCUCCAUGAUGAGAGGGGAGCUUGCUAAAUUAAUGUAAUCAGUCUGCAUCGUUGCUCUCCCUUCUAUUUCUACCUCUUUGUGGUCUGGCUGCUGCUCAUGCUGACCCACAGCCUUUCUAAUUUGGUGAUGAGCUGUAAAGUGACCUGCCGGCCCCCAGAGCGAGGCAGCAGGAGCGAGAGUGGGAUUCCAGGGAUUUCCUUACCGCUCAGUCUCUUGGGUUGGAUGCAUGAUGGACUCUCUUCCUCGGACUCACGAGGAGACCAAGGCUCCAGCUCUUGAGUGCACCCUGGCAUUGUUUCUGGGUCCCUCCAGGCCCCCCUGGGUAAGCUGAGAUGCCAGGAAUAAUUGAUGAUGAUGUCAGCCGUGGUAUCUGUCCAGGUGAGGCAGCGGACACUUUCUCCCACCUCCUGCUGAGGGGUUACCAUCCUGUCACCUCCAUUUACACUAAUUGGUUUAAAGUCACCGAAACUCACCCUUACAUGUUUGUCAGUAGGGGUGUAUGUGUUUCAUUUAGGUAAUUAGUGAAUAAGAUACACAGCUAAUCUUCUUCCACAGAUAUUUUAUGCCUCAAAUAGUAUAAAUUGAAUCUGAUAUAUCUUAGAAGUGUAUUUUAAGUGGUUUCACAUGUGCGUAAACAUCAGGCACUGCACAGUUAGUCCAUGAUGAAGGCUGUUGACGCAAAACAUUCACGUCUGCAUGCCCCUGCCAAAGUAAGAGUACUUUUUAAAGCUGAUUUCUCAAUCUUUAGGGGCUCUUCGUUGCUUGGUCUAAUAGAUAAUUUAGUGUCUGGGCUUGACACGCUGUGCACCUUCUCCCACUGAGCCACCUGUACUCCUCAUUGUUUCAUUUCAGACUGCAGCAGGGGGACUGUCUGACUCUAAUCCACGGCCACAGAAGAGGUUUAAAACACUCUGGUUUCAUCUAAUCUUCCAGCUCAGGCCUAGCCGAGCUUGAAACCCGCUUUCUCCAUGAUAGGAAUGGACAAAUAAAGGUCUCCCCCAGCACUCUCAUGAAAGGGGCCUGUGUGCUCGGUGGAUUAGGACCCUGUGUUUUCUCUGUCUGUCCCUCUCCAUUAGACUGAGAAAGGGAUGAAAAAAUAAAGACUCUCCUGUUCCAGCAGUAUUGUGAGGCUUUGUAUGUUCUGUAGUUAGCACUCAAUCCUGCUGUUUUUGAGUAGUCGAACUAUUCAGGAGUUCAAUGUAGAAGUAUUAUGAAUAAGUUUAAUGUGGUCUACUCAACUCAGAAUUUAUACUUAAAAUGAAGCAAGCCCUGCCUCCACAAAGCAAGAGGAAUACAUAAAGGCAACAAAUACACCUCCCCAGGCUAAAUAUCAGCACCACAGAUGUGAAAAAACCUGAGUGUCAAGGUGAAAAGAGCUUCUUACAUUAUCAGGAGUUUAGCAUCCCAAUAAAAAUUUGGCUUACUGAGUAAUCGAACCAAUUUCUCUACAAGGCUUUGAGGUGUGGGCUACACUGGCCAACUUAAGUCUUACAAAAUCAAACGCCAAACUGAGACUCUGCAUGUUAAAAUUUGGCAAACUCAUUCUCUAUGUCCAACAUAAAAACUAAAUAAUACAUGCAGAGCCGGCCCAAGUGAACUAAGCGUCUGCUUAGGGCCUGCGGCCAAUAAGGGGCCCUAAGAGCAAUCAAAAAAUAAUAAUAAUAAUAUUUUUUAUUUAUUUUUUGCAUGUAUGAAUGAUGCUUUCUGUAUGAUCAAAUAUAUAUUAUUGUAAAAACAAUAUAAAGUAAAAACCUUUUAGGUCUACUGCUGAUAUAGGCCUAUGAUUCUUACUGCUGAUAUGUCAAAGCUCAGCUACUGUUAUGUGCCUUCUGCUGUGCAAUGUGCACUGAGCAUCCAAAGUGCAGGUAGUUGUGCAAAACAAUGUCGCAAAAAAGGACGAGGAGAAAAGAACGAGGAAGAAGAGAAAAAACGCCAAGAUAAAGGUUUGUUUGCAUGUCAUGGUAUGUUAAUCAAAGAGAUUUGUGAAGGUGUGUGAAUGAACAACAAUCAAUAUUAUUGGCAGAACUAGAGGGCCCCAAAAUCAAAUUUUGAUUAAAGCCCCAUUGAGGCUUGGGCCGGCUCUGAAUACAUGCAUAAAAGAAUUAGGAUGGCAUCCACCUUUGAUCAAAAUUAUCAAGAGAGCAUUUAAAUAUCUUUACCUUUUACUCUGUGACUGAUCCAAAUCAUACAGAGUCAGUUAAUGCAGCCUUGACAUUGAAGGAGACCGCCACGGCCUGAUGUGUCCCAGCACCCACUGCGCUUAGCAGGAGCUGGAAAGAGCAAAACAUCUUAACCACAUGCCAACUGUGGCAGGAAAUCAAAGAGUCACUUAAUCUGAUCUGAAACAACAAAAAAGGAUUCAGCCACAAGAACAAUACGCAGAAACUGCCAAACCUGCUGUGCCAAGACAGCACAAAACCACGCCGCACAAAUCUGAUGACACCUGUUAUAUCCACUGACAACCAUCCACACGGAUUAAAGGGUGAUGAGUGUUAACACAAUUGUCUCUUUUGUAAUCAAAAUCUUAAGUAAUCUUUAAUGUUGAAUUAUUUAUUAUAUGUUUUUUGUUCUUAUUUUGUAUCUGUAUUCUCUUUUUUCUUGUUUGCUCUGACGGUGAGAACCAGAGGGAGAGAGAGAAAGAGAGAAAGAAGGAGGCAGGGAGAUAUAUAUACUACAACAAUUGGAGCAAAAAUGUGAGCAUGUCAGUUUGAAUCUGUGACUUGAAAAAUGGGAUUUGUGCACCUGUCAUUAAGAUUUGUAAAUGUGUUAAUGUUGUGUUGUACUUGUGGAAAUAAAAUAAAUCUACAAGUACACAA
Molecule: messenger RNA, 30657 nt
Organism: Xyrichtys novacula (pearly razorfish)
Lineage: Eukaryota; Metazoa; Chordata; Actinopteri; Labriformes; Labridae
Source: the annotation of a GenBank genome assembly